This is a messenger RNA of Trichoderma atroviride IMI 206040, 1419 nucleotides long. RefSeq lists its product as uncharacterized. Gene Ontology annotation, biological process: protein dephosphorylation. Gene Ontology annotation, cellular component: mitochondrion. The record is from RefSeq and is a predicted model, not a curated record. Gene Ontology annotation, molecular function: [pyruvate dehydrogenase (acetyl-transferring)]-phosphatase activity. Lineage: Eukaryota; Fungi; Ascomycota; Sordariomycetes; Hypocreales; Hypocreaceae.
AUGCCCCGUAGCCACAGCUUCAGAACUCAGCAACUCGCUCGACGCUGGCUCUCGGACUCCCAGGCGCCAAGAUCUGCACCUUCACGGCCCGGCGUCUUGGUCUGGGGAGCUGGUGCGGCUGUCGCUGCUGGGGGCGGAUACUUUUUGCUCAGCGGCACAGCGAGCAAGACAAAGAGUGUUCCUCUUCUGAAACCAGUUUCCUCAGAAGACGACAUCUCGGUACUCUCGCCUGUGCCUGUCCUGGACUUGCAAGCGGCGAACCAAAAGCUGCGAGAACAGGCUCAGUCGUUCAUCUUUGAUGGCAAGGAUGGGCAAAAAGGCCGCGUUGAUGUCAUCCGCGUCGCUAGCAACGAUCCUGUCGAGGACGAGUGGUCUGUUGCUGUUGGGAAAGGCAUUCACGGCGGAACGGCGCUGUACGCGGGUGUUUACGACGGGCACUCUGGCUGGGCGACCUCAAAGGUGCUAAAGCAGGCCCUCAUCCCGUAUGUUUCGACGGCUCUCUCCAAGAUCUCGGCAUCGGGCUCGGGAGAUGCUGUCGACGCUGCUAUCAAAAGAGCCUUCACCAGCCUCGACGACCGAAUUCUGGGCACUGCACGCAAAGCCGCCGAAGCAGGCUAUGAGCCUGGAUCUACCGAAGUCUUGUCGGCUCUCGCGCCGGCUCUCGCUGGUUCUUGCGCGCUGCUCUGUGUCUAUGAUCCCAAAUCAUCCGUGCUGCGUACCGCCGUGACGGGCGAUUCACGCGCAGUUCUCGGCUCCUGGUCCUCAGAGUCAAGCAGCUUUGCGGCCAGCGCUCUGAGUAAGGACCAGACCGGAUUCAACCAAGAUGAAGUCAAAAGGCUAGACGCCGAGCACCCUGGAGAGGGAGAGGAUAUGAUCAAUCCCAAAACGGGCAGGCUUAUGGGGAUUGCCAUCACGCGGGGUUUCGGCGAUCAUCGGUGGAAAUGGCCCAGUGAUUUCUUGAACUUUCUCAAGUCCAAUUACCACGGCACCGAGCCUCGUCCCAAGUAUAAAACGCCGCCUUACAUGAUUGCUACGCCGGAGGUCACCACUCGCCAGGUCCAAACCUCAGACUUUGUCAUUCUCGCAUCAGACGGGCUCUGGGAUGUCAUGUCCAAUGAGGAUGCCGUGACCUGCGUCUCUCGCUGGCUCUCAGCGCGACGUCUGGGCAAACCAGAGGCUGUUAAGGAUGCCAAGACCACAGGCUACACAAUAGAUGAUGACGGAUGGCCAUCUUACAAGGCGACUCCCGAGCAUUUCGCUAUAGAGGAUCUCGACAACGCGGCCGUCUGUUUAGUCAAGAAUGCGCUUGGGGGGACGAGAAGGGCUAUGCUUUGUGGCUCGUUGACGGCAACUACGCCCAUCAGCCGAUAUGUGAGAGACGAUAUUACCGUGCAAGUUAUUUUCUUCAAGGACCCCUAG